CGCACGUCAUAUCUUAAGCCUCAGAUUCGGUCCACACCGUGCAGAACACCCGUGGACACCACAGACGGCAACCAGAUUUUCUAAUAUCGAGAGCACGCCAUGUCCAAACGCACUCUCGCAACGUUCUGCUACUCCACGGAGCAUCACCGUUUCAUCCAGAAGACAACUGAGAGAUCCCUGGGCAACCGCGAAGUCAUGAUCAAGACAACACACUCUGGCCUAUGCUAUACAGAUGUUCACGCCAAGGAAAAAGGGUGCGGCCUGGGCCACGAGGGCGUCGGGCUCGUCCAAGAGCUCGGCCCCGGCGUGACGAACCUCAAGGUCGGCGACCGGGUAGGCUGGGGAUGGCUGCAUAGCUCCUGCGGCCACUGCCCAACUUGUCUUUCUGGGUAUCGGCAGUAUUGUUCAGAGGCGCUCGGGUUCGCCUUUUCUGACCUGGAACAGGGCGCUUUCGGUGACUACAGAAUUAUUGAUGCCGAGUUUGUGUAUCGGAUCCCGGAUGCGAUCACCUCGGUGGACGCUGGUCCCUUCAUGUGUGCCGGGGCGUCAGUUUACGAGGCUCUGGAUGCUGCGGGCACGAAGCCCAGCGACAGAGUUGGAGUCGUCGGCGUUGGAGGUUUGGGUCACAUGGCCAUCCUCUUUGCUCGUGCAAUGGGCUGUGCAGUGACGGCGCUGUUUGCGUCCAACAGAGAGCCACCGUUGCAAAAGGUCAAGGACUCCUUUGCACUUGGUGCAGAUGAGGUGCGAUGCAUCUCAGAGGGAUACGAGACGACAUUUCCCCCGGGCGGAGAUAAAGCAGCUGGGAGUGAAUCCGGGAGAGCAAGGCCAAUCGAUGUACUACUCGUCACAUCAAAUGGGCUUCCAGACUGGAACAAGGUCCUCCCGUUGCUUAACAGGAUGGCCAGGGUCGUCUUGAUGUCUAUUCAAACAGAGCCUCUCAAUAUCCCAUACAUGCCUUUCAUCCUCCCUGGGCACCGGAUCAUCUCCUCGACAGAAGCGUCAAGGAGAAAUCAUGACGAGAUGCUUUCAUUUGCGGCUCGCAAUCAAAUCAAACCAUGGGUGGAGGUUUUCUCAAUGAAUGAAAAAGGCCUGGUACAGGCAUUUGACCGUCUUGAGGCUGGCCAGAUGAGAUACCGCGGAGUGCUUGAAUGGUGA
Molecule: messenger RNA, 1155 nt
Organism: Diaporthe batatas
Lineage: Eukaryota; Fungi; Ascomycota; Sordariomycetes; Diaporthales; Diaporthaceae
Exons: 1
Coding region: 100-1155 (351 amino acids)
Biological process (GO): alcohol metabolic process
Molecular function (GO): zinc ion binding; alcohol dehydrogenase (NADP+) activity
Source: RefSeq, a predicted model, not a curated record